AUAUAUACACUAUAUUGCCAAAAGUAUUGGGACACCCCUCCAAAUCAUUGGAUUCAGGUGUUCAAAUCACCUCCAUGGCCACAGGUGUAUAAAAUCAAGCACCUAGGCAUGCAGACUGCUUCUGCAAACAUUUGUGAAAGAAUGGGUCGCUCUCAGGGCCUCAGUGAAUUCAAGUGUGGUACCGUCAUAGCGUGGUACCGUGAUAGGUUGCCACCUGUGCAAUAAGUCCAUCUGUGAAAUUUCCUUGCUACUAAAUAUUUCACUGUCAACUGUAAGUGGUAUUAUAACAAAGUGGAAGCAACUGGGAACAACAGCAACUCAGCCACAAAGUGGUAGGCCACGUAAAAUGACAGAGCGGGGUCAGCGCAUGCUGAAGCGCACAGUGCGCAGAAGUUGCCAACUGUCUGUAGAGUCAAUAGCUAAAGACCUCCAAACUUCAUGUGGCCUUCAGAUUAGCACAACAACAGUACGUAGAGAGCUUCAUGGAAUGGGUUUCCAUGGCCGAGUAGCUGCAUCCAAGCCUUACAUCACCAAGUGCAAUACAAAGUGUCGGGUGCAGUGGUGUAAAGCAUGCCACCACUGUACUCUAGAGUGGUGGAGAUGUGUUCUCUGUAGUGAAGAAUCACGCUUCUCUGUCUGGCAAUCCGAUGGACAUAUCUGGGUUUGACAGUUGUCAGGCGAACGGUACUUGCCUGACUGCGUUGUGCCAAGUAUAAAGU
Molecule: messenger RNA, 719 nt
Organism: Staurois parvus
Lineage: Eukaryota; Metazoa; Chordata; Amphibia; Anura; Ranidae
Source: the annotation of a GenBank genome assembly